UGAAUGGACGUGAAGUGAGUCAGAGACACUUCCUGAAAAUUUAAAAAGAAUGGUUAUGUUAAAAAAUAGCCAUGCCUCUUUGUUUUCGCCGGAUUAAGGAUGAUCGAUAGUAUCUUUAUCAAAGUGUUUCAUAAAUUAUAUGGUUGCCAUUCUCCACAAUGUGACAAAUUUUGUGAUUCGACUAUCUGGCUCAGUUGUAAGGAAAACUGAGCUGAAAUUUGGAUUUUAUUGUUUUUAAACAUAAUGGGAAACUCUGGUAGUAAACAAGAUAAUCAUAACAAACAUCCAGAAUUAAGGUAUUCCAGUAUGCCGAUUCGAAUGCCAAUGCCGGAGGACCCGGACGAAUUAGAAAAGCGCUUUACAAAAGUGCUGAAUUCCAUGGACCUCCCGCCAGACAAGGCAAAGCUUCUAAAGAACUAUGAUGACGAAAAGAAGUGGGAACUGGUCUGUGAUCAGGAGCGUGUACAUGUUAAGAAUCCACCAGAUGCCUACCUGACCAAACUGCGGACAUACCUCGACCCUCGGUCAACCAGGAGUACAAAGAUUUCGCGAAAGGGAAUGCGUGAGAGUCGAAAGCGAAUGUCAUUUAAGCGAAAAAUGCUGGGUGACACAAGUUCCACUCAAGUUCUUCGAGACUUGGAAAUAUCAUUACGCACCAACCAUAUAGAGUGGGUCCGGGAGUUUCUCAGUGAAGAGAACCAGGGCUUGGAUAUUCUAGUGGACUACCUGUCUUUUACGCAGGUCGUUAUGAGACGAGAACAGCUCUUAAAUCGAGAGAAGAGUUCAAGCUUGGAUUCCGGUCUAGCGCGUGGUUCGUUACGAGGUUUAAAACGGUCGAACACUGUAUCUGGGUCCAAGGGCAUCACGCGUUACACACAGAAACUCAACAUGGGGGAGGCGCGGGACGAUGUCCAUGUCUGCAUCAUGUGUUUACGGGCCAUCAUGAAUCACCAGUAUGGUUUCAACCUGGUGAUCGCCCACACUCACGCCAUCAACUGUAUCGCUCUCAGUCUCAACCAUAGGAGUAUGAGGACCAAGGCUCUAGUUUUAGAGCUGUUAGCUGCGGUCUGUCUUGUGAGUGGAGGACACGAGAUUAUCCUGUCUGCAUUCGACAACUUCAAAGAGGUUUGUGCGGAGAGGCAUCGGUUUGAGACUCUUAUGGAUUACUUCAAAAACUACGAGGAAUUCCACAUAGAUUUCAUGGUUGCUUGUAUGCAGUUUGUCAACAUAGUUGUACAUUCUGUAGAGAAUAUGAACUUCCGGGUCCACUUACAACAUGAAUUUUCCAUCAUCGGCUUAGAUUCUUAUCUCGAGAAACUUAAGCACACGGAGAGUGACAGAUUAGCUGUUCAGGUACAUGCCUACCUAGACAAUAUGAUAGAUGUCGCUGCGCUGUUAGAAGACUCAGAGACAAAAACUGAAGCUCUUGAGAAGGCUGCUGAACUAGAAGAUGAGGUCUCGCGGGUGAAUGAGAGACUACAAGAUGUUGAAGAAGAGAUGAUGGCUAAGACUGUGGAGCUAGAGAAACAGCUGUCUGAUACUCUUACAGACCUGGAGGAGGUUCGGGAGUCCUUACGACAGGGUGAAGCGGAGAACUCCGCCCUUCGAGAAGCGAUCAACCAGAAAGAAUCAGAGUCUCAAAAACAACUCAGCACACUCGACGCAAAACUGCAGGAACUUGAGAACCUUAAAAAGAACAUAGGAUCUGGCGUGGGAGCAGCAGGUGCCGCUGGUGCAUCAGGGGCCGUAGUUGCCCCACCACCGCCGCCACCACCCCCUGCCCCUGUGAUGCCACCUCCCCCACCUCCUCCUCCUCCAGCCCCAGGGGGAAUGGCGCCCCCUCCACCCCCACCUGCACCUGGAGCUGGGCCUCCUGGACCAAACUCAAUGACCAUUAAGAAAAAGAUCCAAACCAAGUACCGGUUACCGGUUCUCAACUGGACGCCCAUGAGACCACAGCAAGUGCGGGGAACUGUGUUUGCUGACCUUGAUGACGAGAAAUUGUACAGGGUGAUAGACUUCAAUGAGUUUGAAGAGACGUUUAAACUGGGUGUCAUUGGCGGCUUAAAGGGCGGUGACACUACGCCCAAAACCCUCAAGAGGAAAAAGCCUGAGUCCAUUACACUGCUUGAACCCAAUAGGAUGAGGAAUGUGGCCAUCACGAGAAGAAAAAUUGAGCUGAGCAACGAUGAGAUUAUCAGAGCUAUUGUAAAUAUUGACCUCAAAGUAUUAUCGAUUGACAUGGUGGACAUUUUCCAAACAGUGCUUCCAAAUGAACAAGAGAUAAAAGCUUUCAAGAUGUAUGAGAGGGAUCGUAAACCUGUGGACAUGCUCUCCGAUGAAGACAAGUUCAUGCUACAGUUGACGAAGGUUGACCGACUGUCCCAGAGGCUGCAAGUUAUGAGCUUUAUUGCAAACUUCCAUGAUGAUAUUCAUCACCUACAACCUCAAAUCAAUGCCAUCAUUGCAGCUUCUAUGUCAUUACGGAAUUCUCCAAAAAUUCGAAAGCUCUUGGAGAUUAUCCUUGCGUUUGGUAACUACAUGAACAGUGCCAAGAGAGGGGCGGUGUAUGGCUUCAAACUACAGAGUCUUGACAUGUUGAUGGACACAAAGACAGCAGACAAGAAGCUGACGUUGAUGCAUUUCCUUGUGGACACUGUCCAGCUCAGGUUUAGCGACAUACUCAACUUUGAGUCUGAACUCCGGUUCAUAGAAAAGGCAGCUCUAGUUUCGAUGGAAAACAUGACCACAGACAUUCACAUGCUGGAAAAGGGGAUGGACCUAACCCGUAAGGAGUUUGAACUUCGGAGAGGGUCACGUGACCAGCCCAUGAUACUGAAGGACUUCCUGGCUAACUCUGAGGACAAACUACGCAAACUGCUCAGCGAUGCCAAGACUGCUCAGGACGCCUACUCCAGGGUGGUGGAAUAUUUCGGAGAGAGUGCAAGAUCAGUUUCCCCAUCCACAUUCUUCUCACAAUUUGUCCGAUUUGUUAAUGCUUUCAAGCAAGCGGUAGUGGACAAUGAACGUCGACGGAAACUUGAAAACUCUGUGUACGGCCAUGAUGAGAUGAUGAUGGUUGCCAGCAAGAAAGAGAAGAAACAGGUUCAGGAAGCAAUGGUUUCGGAGUUGAAGCAGCGUAAUAGGCAAAUUAAGGACAAGAAGUUGUUAAACAAGGAUGAAGUCUAUCAUGGUGCUCUCGAGGACAUUUUGCUAGACUUGAAGAACGAGCCUUACCGACGCGCAGACGCAGUUAAGAGAAGUCAACGACGGAAAGUGGAAAACCUUACGCCUGCUGCACGUGCAAACAACAUGUUCUGAUUCUCAAUCAAUAUCUCUAUCUGUCAAAGAUUUAAGGUCAUCGCCAUAUAGAAGAGCGGAUGCUGUUCGUCGCAGCCAGAGACGCAGUGCAGACUCUGGGGGGCGUUAUAGCAGUGGUCGCUGAACAUAGACAUUUUAAAACACCUACUGUAUAGUGGAAUUCUUAGGAAACAAAUUUUGAUUCAAGGAUGUAAUCAUGCCGAACAGUGAACUCGGAUGAUUCAAGACAUUGAAAUACUUGUAUGUGCAUCAUAGGAACUCGAGAAGGCGAAACAUAUGUGCCACAGCUGUGCAAGUGCUGAAUAUGUGGACUGCAUUAUAGCUCCAGUCACUGAAAUACCAAAUACAUUCAAAAACAUUUUUGAGUACACGAGGAGGCAGAAGAAACAAACACUUGAGUCAAAGACAUCCGCAAGCUGAACAUGUUGGCCACAUUAAAACUCCAGUCCCUAAAAAAACAACAUUCAAAAACAUUCAUGUUAACAAGAAGGGAGAGGAAUCGAACAUUCGAGUUGCAGACAUUCACAACCUGAACAGGUUGGCCACUUUAAAGCUCCAGUCACUGAAAUACCAAAUACUCAAAAACAUUCAAGUUCACCAGAAGGCAUGAGAAAAACAACAUUGGAUAUAUACACAAGCUGAACUUGUUGGCCAAGUUAAAGCUUCAGUCACUGAAAAAACAAACAUUAAAAAACGUUCAAGUUCACAAGAAGAUAGAAGGAUCCAGCUUUUGAGCCAUGGACUUGUAUACACGCUAAACAAGUUGUCUGCAGUAUAGCUUCAGUCACUGAUAAAACAAAUCAUUCAAAAACAUUCAAGUUCACAAGGAGGAAGAAGAUCUGUGAGUCGCAGAUGUACACAUGCUGAAAACUCACAGAGGCACCUGACAUGCUAGUUUCAUCACUAAGUUUGAGUUUCUGUAAAUGUUCAAGCAAAUCAUCCAAUGAUUUGUGAAACCUAUAACUUUGGCCAUGCACACUUGUCUGGUGUAUUAAUAUUUUAUCUUGCCAUCAUCCAAAAGAAUACUACGCAAUUUUAAAUUAUGCCACCCCCCUACAGAAGCAAAAGUUACCCUUUUGGGGUCCAAAUUAGCGAAAAAAGACACCCAAAUAUAUACUAUUAAAUAAUUGCCUUCCCCCCGGGGUUUAUAUGUUUUACUGGAAUAGCCUAAAAAGAAAGUUACAAUGUAAUGAAGAUUUGCAGUUUGCCACUUGAGUAUGAACUCUGACUUCAGACUGGUUGUCGUCAUGGUCUAUGGUUACGAAUGGUUAUAUUUCUCUUGGAAGAGUCCAAAAUAAGACCUUUAUUACCUGUGAAUGUACAGUUUGAAUGUCCAAACUAAGACCUUUAUUACCUGUGAAUGUACAGUUUGAAUGUCCAAACUAAGACCUUUAUUACCUGUGAAUGUACAGUUUGAAUGGUAUCAUCUUAAAAUCUCUGGAAUCUCAAUUCAACUACAUGUAGUUCGACCAAGUAAUAAUUUUGUGUGAAAUUACAAGUAUAAAAAUCAUGAUGUCAAGUGGCAUUAGGAAUUAACGGAGCUUGCCUCUACAUAAUGUUGAUAGUGUCAUUAAUGUCUGCACUUUAAUGUACCAAGCAGGACAAUGUUCAGUGAAAUUUGAUUUUUAUCACUUUAAAUUAAAUGUUAUUCAGUGAUUUACAUGUAUGUGUAUCGUGUAUCUGUGUAAAUUCGGGUAAUCUUUGAAACUGUGGAAUGAUACAAAACAUUUAAACUUGGGAAAUCAUUUUUGAACAGAAAAUUACCUUGGAGAUUUUUAUAUAUUUUUUUUAAAUGUAUAAUGUAGACACUGUAUAGCAUUAUUUAUCGUAUCGUAAGUAAUAUUAUUUCGACUUACAGGCUUAUAUAUAUAUAUAUAUAUACCUUACUGAAAACUAUUCCGUCACGAACAUUGGUGCAAUGAAAUUUGAACUUAUUAAAUUGUAUGUACUACUUUGUAAUAAUCCAUCAUCGGUAACCCCGGUAUUUAUAUGUCUGCGCUAAAUUAGUAUCAUGGGAAAUUGAUUGACAAAAUCUUGUUUCAUGAAUAUUAAUGAGGUAGGGGAAAAAACUUGUUCAAUGAAAUUGCAUGUUACAAAAAGGGAUAUUUUCAUUUUUGCAAGGUAUUGUGCCUCAUAUUUUGCAGCUUAUCGAUAUUUCUACAUAUUUUCAAAAGGUUCUUUAAUUUAAUUUUACAGAUUGUUAAAAGUUUGUUUUGUAAUCCUAAUCUGGGGCCGUAUUCAAUAAACAUCUUAUAUUGAACUUAAAAUUAAGAUUAGAAACUCAGUGUUUUGAUUGGACUGUAUAUUUAGCUGACUAAUAGGCUGAAUGGAAUCACUGAGGCAUGUCUAAGGAUAAGGAUAAGAUCAAUAUUGAAGACUGGCCCUGGGUAAGAAGUUAAAGGACUCAUUUAAGCGGAACACGUCAAAUUUAGAUAAUUUAACGAUUGAAAAGGGCUCUUUUUCAAUAGUAUGAUGAUUGGUUGACAGAAAACAAACUAUGUGCAAUAUUGUGGUUUUAUAAAUGUCAUUUAAUCUGUGUUAUAUGUGACCUAUGUCAAUGUACUAUCUUUUUUUUUAAGUAAACCUCUGUUGUGUACUUGUUUUAACUUUAAAAGUCGAGUUUAAGUGUUUCUGUGAAGGGACUUAAAGGUUGUUGGGUAAUGUUUUCAUAAAAUAAAAAUUUCAAUUUAAAAUAUUCCUACCUAAAAUUUAAAAACAUGUAUUUGAAGGCACAUCUGAUUUGUGAUUUGAGUUCAUUUGGAAUUGUAAUGUAUUUGCAAAACAUAAAUGCAUAAGAAUUUCAAUGAACAUGAUAUAAAGAAGAGAUAGAAAUUUGGUGUCUUUGCAAAAGAUAGCAGUUAAUCUGGAUAAUUAAAGAUUGUAACCACUCGGAGCUUCACUUUAGAUGUUUGUAUAAUAAAUGUUCUUUAAUUCCAGUAGAUCAUUUUUGUAUGUACAGAAAUUUUAUAUAAAAUACAAUAUAUUAUCUUCAGGUUGUAAAUAUUGUUUCCAAAUUCGAAAAAUAUUAAAGGUUGUUUUGUAGGAUGGCUUUAAAGGUUGGCUUUAAAACAUUAAAAGAAAGCAUUUACUGGCUUAACAAAGGUUUUCUUUAUGUAAUAUUUUCUUAAUUCUUUAAAUUCAAAAUAUUAAAGGUUGUUUUGUAGGAUGGCUUUAAAAGAUUGCUAUAAAACAUUAAAAAGAAAGCAUUUACUGGCUUAUAGAAGUUUUUCUUAAUGUACUAUUUUCUUAUUUCUUGAUUGAAAAUAUUAAAGGUUGUUUUGUUGCUGGCUAUAAGUUAUGCUGUAAUAGAAAGCCUUUACUGGCUUGAAGAAGGUUUUCUCAAUACAUGAUCUAAACAUUCUUUAGACUGACAUUAAAACGUCAUGAAAGCGGUGACUUUAUGAUGUCACAUAUUUGCUGAUAUUGCCAAUAAACUACGAUAACAGUAACAUUUAUUCAUCCUUUUUGAUAUAUCAAAACAAUUAUAUUCAUUGUGGUAAAUCUUAUAUGGGAGUAAGAUUGCAAACUUAAUACAGAACUCAAUCUCUGGAAACUUGAGUCCCUUAUAACCUUUUUUAGCUGAGCUCACUAUUUUUGUUUUGUACUUAAUCAAUAUUAAGUAAGAAAUUUGGCGCUUUUUAAAAAAGAUAAUCAAAUAAGCUAAUUACGCUUAAGAAAUUUUGGCCCGUUUUUAACUAUUGGAAGAAGAACAGAAAUACAUACAUUAGUACAUUAUUGAUACAAGCAAUACUAUAUAUACUAAGAUAAUUUGUACUUCCAUUUUUAGAUCGUUUGAUGAAAAUGUGGCAUAGUUUUAUUAUUUGCAACAGUGUGUAUUAGGGGCUACAUAAUUACUGUCCAAAAAUGUCUUCCAAGACAAUGCUGUACACUGCAAACAUAAAGCAAUGUAGAUGGCUGGAAUAAGCAGCUAUCACUGUAGGUGUUCUGAAUGGUAGACUUAUACUGGAAUAUUUACUGCUACAUUGUAUCUUGUUUGGAAGUACACUUUAGGAUUCACAAUAAUAUGGAUAUAUGUGUUGCAAUUUAAAAGAUUUUUCCUGAUGUAAAAAAAGACAACAACAGUUGCAUAAUUUGGUAUUAGAAUUAUUGCAUACUCUUUGAGGUUUUCGAAUUCAAAGUACAUAAUUACAGAAACUUACACAUUAACAUAAUGUAUGUCUACUUGAUCCAUUUUUUGAAAAGUAGGACAAUUUUAUUCCUUAAAAGUAUAGUUUAUUCUAAUGAUAUUUUGCAGUAUUCAGCAUUGUUUUUGUCUAUUUUGUGACUUAUUUCUAAAAGUCCUUGUGCAGUGUAUGUUUCUUGGUUAGUUCAUAGCACAUAUUUUCAAAUGCCAUAAACAAUCUUAAGAUUAUAACUAUUUUAUGAUGAAAUAAAUCAUGUGAUACUUA
This is a messenger RNA of Mya arenaria, 7730 nucleotides long. Its product is annotated as formin-like protein. The record is from RefSeq and is a predicted model, not a curated record. NCBI's taxonomy places the organism in Eukaryota, Metazoa, Mollusca, Bivalvia, Myida, Myidae. Gene Ontology annotation, molecular function: actin filament binding; small GTPase binding. Bases 244 to 3321 code for a protein of 1025 amino acids. Gene Ontology annotation, biological process: cortical actin cytoskeleton organization; regulation of cell shape; cell migration. The transcript is spliced from 31 exons. Gene Ontology annotation, cellular component: cytosol.